AUGCGUGAAUCUCGACUUUCUUCCUCGGAUGAAGGUCCUCAAGUUCACAAUGAACAAGAACCUGGUCAUCUCUUGGAUCCAAUCGAAUAUGCCAAAGCAGAGAAGAAAUUAGUCCGAAAGAUUGAUUUUCUACUUUUACCUAUCAUGUUGAUCACCUAUGGGUUACAGUACUAUGAUAAGAACACUUUGUCCACGGCGAUUUUAUAUGGGAUGUUAGACGAUUUGGAUUUGACUGAAACUAAAAAUGGGGUUACAUACCUUACGAGAUACAGUACAGCAGCCGCUGCAUUCUACUACGGAUACAUCGUAGCUGUGCUACCUAUGGGUCUGAUCUUUACUCGAUUCCCACUAGCCAAAACAGCCUCUUUCUUCGUCUUGAUCUGGGGUAUAAUCUGUAUCCUCACCGUGGUAGUCCACUCGUACCGCGGAUUUGUAGUCCAACGUGUUUUUCUGGGUCUGGCAGAAAGUGCUGUCAGUCCUGCGUUCGUGGCUAUCACUGCGUUAUGGUGGAAACCUCAGGAACAAGCUAAGAGAUUAGGUAUCUACUAUUCAUCUACUGGCAUAUUCUCAAUGUUCACUGCUAUAGUCAAUAUCGGAUGGGGUAAAACCGGUGGUUCUCAUCCAUGGAAAUCAAUGUAUUAUUUCGGCGGAUCAUUCACGAUCUUUUGGGCUAUACUCAUAUACUUCAUCAUGCCUGAUUCUCCCCUUCGACCGGGUAGAUUUUUCACCGAGAGGGAAAAAGCGAUACUCAAACGGAGAUUCGAUGAAAAUCCAUAUGGACAAUCUCAACAGCCUAUCAAGGUCUAUCAGCUCGCCGAAGCUGUAAAAGAUAUCAAAACUUGGAUAUACUUUUUGAUGGGCGCAAGUAUAUAUAUCUGUAAUGGAUCUGUUACAGUUUUCGGAGCGAAGAUCAUUAAUUCCUGGGGAUACGAUUCGAUCAGGUCUACGGCUUUGAUGAUUCCAGGAGGAGCUAUGACAGUAGUGACCAUUUGGAUAUUCGCCUACUUCGCGGAUAGGUAUAAGAAUAUCAGGACUAUUCUCCUACCUAUAAGUACUAUACCAGUCAUAGUCGGAUGUCUAGUCGUCUGGCAGGCACCCUGGCAUCCCCGUGUAGGCCCAUUGAUAGGAUACUACCUCGUAGCUGCCUUUGGUGCUCCAUACGUGCUGCUUCUGUCCCUCGCUACUGCCAACACAGCAGGAGCAACCAAGAAGGGAAUUACGACCUCGGCGAUAUUCGUAGGAUACGUCACUGGUAAUAUUAUAUCGUCCUACCUGGUAUUCACUCAAGAAAAACCAAUCAAAUAUCGUUCUACCUGGAUAUCAGUCAUAGUAGCUAUGGUAUUCGCGUCUUGCGCUUCCCUCUUAUUGAGAUAUAUCUAUAUCAAAGAGAAUAAACGGAGAGAUGCCCUGUUGGACUCAUCACCUUCACCCUCUUCGAGGUAUAAUGAACCACAAUCCUCUCAGAACGACGCAAGUGAUCGAGAGAAAUUCGAAGGAUCACCGGGAGAUGGUGUACCUAGAUUAGGAGAUGGUAUGGUGUAUGAGGAUAAGACUGAUAAAGAGAGGUUGGAAUUUAGGUAUACUUAUUAG
Kwoniella botswanensis is the source of this 1590-nucleotide messenger RNA. RefSeq lists its product as uncharacterized. Gene Ontology annotation, biological process: transmembrane transport. The record is from RefSeq and is a predicted model, not a curated record. Gene Ontology annotation, molecular function: transmembrane transporter activity. Lineage: Eukaryota; Fungi; Basidiomycota; Tremellomycetes; Tremellales; Cryptococcaceae. The coding region runs from base 1 to 1590 and encodes 529 amino acids. Gene Ontology annotation, cellular component: membrane. The transcript has 9 exons.